GUCAGUGUUGAAAAGGCCGCCGAGCGCAGGGCGAAGCGACGUGACGGCCGCGGGGUCCUCCCAUGUGAUGCGACCGAGGCCCGACGGACCGUGCCUGUGUGUUAUGGCUCCUCCCGCUACAGUCGAACGGGACCAGACGUAACAACACCAGUGCGGGGCGAACGGGAAUCAACACACCGCGACACGGUCUCCUGGAGCCACGGCGAGAAGCAUGGCAGCGCCUGCAGUGUUGAAGAAGACGACGACGACGACGACGACAUAAGACGAUGUGCUCGGCGGCGCCUCCUCUGCUGUGAAGCCUUCGACGGUCCUUCAACAUUACCGACACCGCAAAUGAACUCCGUCAGAGCAAGCAACGUUAGCAGACGACCCAGGCGAGUGUCGAGGCCGCGCCCGGUGCAGCCGGAGAGGAAUCACCAGGAAAGAGAUGAGGACGUGCCUGCAGAUAUGGUUGCAGAAGAAUCCGGUCCAGGAGCUCAGAAUAGUCCCUACCAACUUAGAAGAAAGUCUCUACCCAAGAGAAAAGUGUGUCCGACGAAGACAAACAUGGAGGAUGCUUCCACUUCGACCACAGACAACUUUGGACACCGACCAAAGCGUCCCAGAGUUUCAGGAAAGUGUCAAGAUUUACCAGCAGCUCCGGCAGAGCAGUAUUUGCAGGAGAAGCUCCCAGACGAGGUGGUGCUAAAGAUCUUCUCGUACCUGUUGGAGCAGGACUUGUGCCGCGCCGCAUGUGUGUGCAAGCGCUUCAGUGAGCUGGCCAACGACCCCAUCCUCUGGAAGAGGCUGUACAUGGAAGUCUUUGAAUACACGCGACCCAUGAUGCACCCCGAGGCAGGGAAGUUCUACCAGAUAAACCCAGAGGACUAUGAGCAGCCAAACCCGUGGAAGGAAAGUUUUCAGCAGCUGUAUAAAGGAGCACACGUUAAACCAGGCUUUGCAGAACACUUCUACAGUAAUCCUGCCAGAUACAAAGGGAGAGAUAACAUGUUUUACUAUGACACCAUUGAGGAUGCUCUCGGAGGGGGCCAGGAGCCUCACUUUGACGGCCUGAUAUUCGUCCACUCUGGUAUUUACACAGACGAGUGGAUCUACAUCGAGUCGCCCAUCACGAUGAUCGGAGCUGCUCCUGGAAAAGUGGCAGAGAAAGUCAUCAUUGAGAACACCAGAGACUCCACAUUUGUAUUCAUGGAAGGCUCAGAAGAUGCUUAUGUUGGAUACAUGACCAUCAGGUUCAAUCCUGACGAUAAAUCCGCCCAGCACCACAAUGCCCACCACUGCUUGGAGAUCACAGUCAACUGCAGCCCCAUCAUCGACCACUGCAUCAUACGCAGCACAUGCACGGUGGGUUCAGCUGUCUGUGUCAGUGGCCAGGGUGCUUGUCCCACGAUCAAGCACUGCAAUAUCAGUGACUGUGAAAAUGUCGGUCUUUACAUCACCGACCAUGCACAGGGAAUAUACGAAGACAACGAGAUCUCAAAUAAUGCUCUGGCUGGGAUCUGGGUGAAAAACCACGGAAAUCCAAUUAUCAGACGGAAUCACAUCCACCACGGCAGAGACGUGGGCGUUUUUACAUUUGACCACGGCAUGGGUUACUUUGAGAGCUGUAACAUCCAUAGGAACCGUAUCGCCGGCUUCGAGGUGAAGGCAUACGCCAAUCCGACAGUGGUCCGCUGCGAGAUCCACCAUGGUCAGACGGGCGGCAUCUACGUGCACGAAAAGGGCCGCGGCCAGUUCAUUGAAAACAAGAUCUAUGCAAAUAACUUUGCUGGGGUGUGGAUCACAUCCAACAGUGACCCCACAAUAAGGGGCAAUGCCAUUUUCAAUGGCAAUCAAGGUGGCGUUUACAUUUUCGGUGAUGGCCGAGGCCUCAUCGAAGGAAAUGACAUCUACGGCAACGCCCUCGCAGGAAUCCAGAUCAGGACGAACAGCUGUCCCAUUGUCAGACACAACAAAAUCCACGAUGGCCAGCAUGGCGGCAUAUAUGUGCAUGAAAAAGGACAAGGCGUCAUUGAGGAGAACGAGGUGUACAGCAACACGCUGGCAGGAGUGUGGGUGACGACAGGCAGCACGCCAGUACUGAGGAGGAACAGGAUACACAGCGGGAAGCAGGUUGGGGUCUACUUCUAUGACAAUGGCCAUGGUGUGCUCGAAGACAAUGACAUCUACAACCACAUGUACUCUGGAGUUCAAAUUAGGACUGGCAGCAAUCCUAAGAUCAGGCGGAACAAGAUCUGGGGAGGCCAGAACGGAGGCAUUUUGGUUUACAAUUCAGGCCUGGGCUUUAUCGAGGACAACGAGAUCUUCGACAAUGCCAUGGCCGGAGUGUGGAUCAAGACGGACAGCAACCCCACCCUGCGGAGAAACAAGAUCCACGAUGGCAGAGACGGUGGGAUCUGUAUAUUCAACGGAGGAAGAGGUUUGUUGGAGGAAAACGACAUCUUCAGAAAUGCCCAAGCCGGAGUCCUCAUUAGCACCAACAGCCACCCCGUCCUGCGGAAAAACAGGAUAUUUGACGGCUUUGCUGCCGGUAUUGAGAUCACCAAUCAUGCCACAGCAACCCUGGAGGGCAAUCAGAUCUUCAACAAUCGCUUUGGAGGAUUGUUUCUUGCAUCUGGUGUCAACGUUACAAUGAAAGAUAAUAAAAUAAUGAACAAUCAAGAUGCAAUUGAAAAGGCUGUGAGCAGAGGUCAGUGCCUGUACAAGAUUUCAAGUUACACCAGCUAUCCAAUGCACGAUUUUUACAGGUGUCACACCUGCAACACGACAGACCGCAACGCCAUCUGCGUGAACUGUAUCAAGAAGUGUCACCAAGGGCACGACGUGGAGUUCAUCAGACACGACAGAUUCUUCUGUGACUGUGGAGCAGGGACGCUGUCAAAUCCAUGCACAUUAGCCGGAGAGCCGACUCACGACACAGACACACUGUAUGACUCAGCUCCUCCUAUAGAGUCCAAUACACUGCAGCACAACUGAGCUCAAGAGCAGACGUCCCUUUGCGCUUCAGCAGUAAAUGGACAUGAGACACUUUAUGUUGUGCAGUGGAGGAAAUCCAAACUAUAGUACAGAUUCACUUUGACAGAGCAUAUACAGUUACUUUAAUAAUAAAAAAAGAGACUUGGACAUGAAUAUAAGAGACAUUUGGAAGAAAAAAAACAACUUAAAGUCUGAUUAAGGAUGCCUCGCUUUUCAUCGGUUAUUUUACAAAAAAAAAGUGACGGCAGAGCAGAAGAGCAGCUGACUCAGGGUUUGUGGGUAUGUUGGUUCAGUCAAAUUAAAUGAAACCGAUGAGAUGGAAAAAAAAAAGCCACAAGCUCAUCUGCGACAAAGAAGUGGAAGAGCGAGAUACUGCGGUUCAUGUACAGCCCCACCACCGACAGACUCGCUCCGUCAGAAGAGGCACAACUUUUCUCACGAGGCGAAAAGCCUCAAAUACAACAAUGCUUCCAUCACUGGCCAACGACGUGCUCGUACGAUGCGUACGGGAAAAAUGACCUAGCACUUCAGCUUUUUUUUCCCUCCCUCCCACCUUAAGACAAACUGUUGAGAUCUCAUUUUAAUGCUUUUUGUGUAGUUUUGUAAUAUCAUGCAAAAAUUUUACUGUACUUGAAUGUCUUUAUUUUAUUAAAUGUUAUUUUUUUUGGUUAUUAUACCCUAGAAUUGCUGUAAUUAUACUCAUGUCGCAGUAUCUAAAGUUCUUUCUAUGAAAGAGAUCAGAGAAAAGAGACAAAAACACUAAACAUUUUCUCCAGCAACGUUGGCUCCUUCACAUUUGCAAUACAGUAAAAUUGAUUCUGAAAUGUGCUUUUUCAAGACUUGUCGAUGUUCGUCAUCGUCUAAGGGAAUUGAACAGUUCUUUUGUCAGUUUUACAUAAUCUAUGCAUAUUUUCUGUUUGUCAUACAAAACCCAAUACACCGUAAAGUCUAAUGAGGGCUACAGGUCAAAGCCCAGCAUUUAAGGGAUGUAGUUUCUAAUUAUGAUAUUGCCUCUGUUAUUUACUGAAUUCAAACUGGUUGGAGUUAUGGUAUUAUGCAUCUGUUGGGACAUUUGAAUGGUUGUACAUUGAGUUAUUGUCAUUGAUUUGUCAGUUGAGUAGAUUAGAAAAUCUAUACCCUGUAUUACAGUCCAUGAACAGGCACAAAUGCUGCUAUUUGGCCAAGAUAUACAAUUUCUCUAAAAUAGGACAGGUUUCAGUUGUUCCUAUGUUUAGAAGAAGAGAUGAGUCUUGUGAAAGCGCAGCUAAUUUGUUGGUUCCCUUAUUGGUCAAUGUUGCUGGAGAAUUUAAAGGCUUUUUACUCUACUGAAGCUGGGACAAGUACCUAUAUACAGCGCUAUAUGGUUUCACCCCCCUUUCCCCCAUAUUCAUGUGUACUGGUGAUUGUGGGUUCUCAUACAGACUGAAAUGUAUGCAUGUAUCAUAACAUCUAGACUUAAUAUAUUGUGAAGUAUUCAAUAACUGUUAUGUAGGCGCUAGCGUGAAUUAAAAGGGUUUAAUUUCCUAGAUGAAACUGUCAUUUUUUUUUAAAAAUAAACUUUAUUAGAUCAUGA
Molecule: messenger RNA, 4549 nt
Organism: Scophthalmus maximus (turbot)
Lineage: Eukaryota; Metazoa; Chordata; Actinopteri; Pleuronectiformes; Scophthalmidae
Gene: fbxo11a
Product: F-box protein 11a
Exons: 22
Coding region: 334-2976 (880 amino acids)
Biological process (GO): regulation of apoptotic process; protein ubiquitination; ubiquitin-dependent protein catabolic process
Molecular function (GO): zinc ion binding; protein binding
Source: RefSeq, a predicted model, not a curated record